CUGGUACCACGGGGCCAUCACGCGGGCUGAGGCGGAGAGCCGGUUGCAGACGUGCCGGGAGGCGGGGUACCUGGUGCGCACCAGCGAGACCGGCAGCGGCAAGUACUCCAUCGCGCUGAAGACCAGCCAGGGCUGCGUCCACAUCAUUGUAGCCCAGACCAAGGACAACAAGUACACGCUCAGCCAGGCCAGCGGCGUCUUCGCCAGCAUCCCUGAGGUCGUGCACUACUACUCCACUGAGAAGCUGCCCUUCAAGGGGGCCGAGCACAUGGCCCUGUUGCACCCUGUCCACUGCAAGCUGCAUUAGUGCCCGCUGAUGCCCCCCCAGACUGAUCUGCGACCUCCACCCCUGUCAUACGGGGCAGAUCUGCCCACGGAGAUGGCCACAUGCCACGGGGGGGGUCCAGAGGGAAUGCCUCUGUAAAGUCAUGACUUUGAUCCUGGACUCCAGCAGGGCUGUUGGGAUUUUGCCAGGACAAAUCCUGACCACCCUGUGCCAGAGCUGACAGGCCAUGGGGCUGCCCAGGGUGGGGGAACGCAGUGAGACUGGGAUGUGUAACAAUAUAGUAAAAUAAAUUUGUUGGCUGAGAAGGGCCAGCGGUCUCAGAUGGCUGGGAUGGGGCUUGUG
Messenger RNA from Corapipo altera (White-ruffed manakin), 628 nucleotides. Its product is annotated as SH2 domain-containing adapter protein E-like. The record is from RefSeq and is a predicted model, not a curated record. Lineage: Eukaryota; Metazoa; Chordata; Aves; Passeriformes; Pipridae. The annotation marks the transcript as partial. Gene Ontology annotation, molecular function: phosphotyrosine residue binding. The transcript is spliced from 2 exons.